CAGGUAAACAGUAAAAGCAAAAAAGCCAUAACAAAUAUGGUUAAGCAAACCAUUGAAAUAUUUGCCCGUGUGAAACCGACGAAGAAACCCACCACGGAGUACUUUGCGGAUCGUGAUGAGCAGGGCAGUAGUUUACUGUUUUUGGUUCCCAGAGAUGUGGCUGAUGGUUUUAUCAACAAUAAGAGGGAAAACUACAAAUUCAGGUUUCAGAAAGUGUUUGACCAAACAGCCAGUCAAGAGGAAGUCUUUGAAGACAUUGCAAAACCUGUUGCUGAUAAUGUGCUGGCAGGUUAUAAUGGCACUAUAUUCGCCUAUGGCCAGACUGGAAGUGGGAAGACCUUUACAAUCACUGGAGGAGCAGAGCAUUACAAUGACAGAGGGAUCAUCCCCAGAACUCUUUCUUACCUUUAUCGUCAUUUCAGCAUGAACAACACAAUGAUCUAUACAACCCACAUAUCUUACCUGGAAAUCUACAAUGAGUCUGGCUAUGAUCUACUGAAUCCCCAACAUGAGGCAUCUCGUCUAGAGGAUUUACCGAGGGUUACAAUCAUGGAAGACCCAGACCAGAACAUUCAUCUCAAGAACCUAUCAUUACUACAGUCAGCCAAUGAAGAAGAAGCUUUGAAUUUGCUAUUUUUAGGAGACACUAAUCGUAUGAUUGCAGAGACUCCUAUGAACCAGGCUUCUACACGGUCUCACUGCAUCUUUACCAUUCACCUGUGCAGCAAAGAGCUGGGCUCAGCCAGAGUACGAUGCUCGAAGCUGCACCUGGUGGACCUUGCGGGAUCUGAAAGAGUGGGAAAGACAGGUGUGGGAGGUCAGAUCCUUACAGAAGCGAAAUAUAUUAACCUCUCACUUCAUUAUUUGGAGCAGGUCAUCAUAGCCCUGUCGGAGAAGGAUAGGUCUCACAUCCCCUACCGCAAUUCCAUGAUGACCUCUGUACUUCGAGACAGUUUGGGCGGUAACUGCAUGACCACCAUGAUUGCUACUGUAUCUGUGGAGAAGAAGAACAUUGGUGAGUCUUUAUCCACAUGUCGUUUUGCUCAGAGAGUGGCUUUGAUUAAGAAUGAUGCUUUACUCAAUGAAGAACUUGAUCCUGCUCUGUUGAUUGUCCAUUUAAAAAAGGAGAAUCAGUCUUUGAAGGAGCAGCUGGCUCUGAUGACUGGCGAGCAAAGAAGUGACAAGUUAACCCAAGAAGAAAUCCAGCAGUUGGAAGAAUGUGUGAAUGUAUAUCUGGAGGACCCUGACUGUGAAGUGACAUUAGACCUGGGGCCUGAUAUGAGAAAAAUCCAGUUUUGUUUCUCUUUGCUAAAGGCAAGAGUGCGUGAGAAACCCUGUGCUGGCAGUAGUAUUCCAUUAACAGGCAUGCUUGAUGGAGAAGAGAGACGAUCUCAUGAAGAUGUCCAAAAACUGCAGGAGAUGUUGGCACACCGUGAUAAUGAGAUCAGUAUAUUGGUGAAUAUGCUCAAAAGAGAAAAGAAGAAACUUCAAGAUGUCACUUCUCAGAUGACAAAGCCACAGAAUAAAAAACAAUCACCGACAACGCUAGAGGGAGCAGAGAGUGCAAAAUUUGACAGCUCUAAUGGUGACAUACAUGCUCAGCAUCUGAUGACUGGAAAAAGAGUGCCAGAAUUAUCUGUAGGUCAGCAGGAGGUAUUUGAAGUCUUUCUGAGGGACCAUAAAGACCAUUUAUCAAUCGAAGAUAAAAGAGCUGUCUUGCAGCAAAGGUUUGUUGAAGCUAAGGCACUUGGUGAGCAAGUUAACCAGAUCCGGACCAGAGUCAACUAUCUGAAGGCCGAGCUGAAAAAUAGACGAAAGCAAAUGGCAGCCCAAGGCUUAACAAGAAAUCAAACAGAAUCAGAGUUGGAUCCUGUUGAGGAGAAAAUCCUUACCCAGAUAGAGGAGGAGAAGAAAAAUUACAAGAUCACCUCUGGAUGUUUAAAAGAUUUGAAAACAGAGAUUGAACAUCUGCAGCUGUUACAUGAGAAGUCGAAAGUGAAAAUCCAAAGAGACUUUGAGAACUGGUGGACCCAGGAAGGCGCUAGACUACAGGGUCACAGUGCAGAGAACACAGGAAACAAUCGAUGGGGCACCAGCCCUCUCAGCCACAUGUUAACCAGGAAAAAUAAUCUCAAAGAUGAUGAAUCCGAUCUUCAGGAGGAGAGACAAGGAGAGAUCAGAGAUCAGAGAGCCUUGCCCUCAGGUGGUUUCUCAUCUACCUCUUUUUCAUUAACCGGAGAUAAAAAGACUGAUGCUGAUAUACAGGCCUUCAUCAGAGCCAGACACAACCUGCUCAACAGCACAGGAGAGACUAUGCACUGAGGAGAAUUACGACCAGGGAACAGUGAACACAUUUGUGCAUAUUGUACAAACCCGCACGGUAACAGAUUUUUUAUCUUGCUCAAAAUAAGCAGCAUGUAUAUAUGUGU
Danio aesculapii is the source of this 2429-nucleotide messenger RNA. RefSeq names its product kinesin family member 6 (gene kif6). Gene Ontology annotation, molecular function: microtubule binding; microtubule motor activity; ATP binding. NCBI's taxonomy places the organism in Eukaryota, Metazoa, Chordata, Actinopteri, Cypriniformes, Danionidae. The coding region runs from base 37 to 2322 and encodes 761 amino acids. The record is from RefSeq and is a predicted model, not a curated record. The transcript is spliced from 22 exons. Gene Ontology annotation, biological process: microtubule-based movement; mitotic spindle organization.